Lodderomyces parapsilosis is the source of this 1926-nucleotide messenger RNA. RefSeq lists its product as uncharacterized. Gene Ontology annotation, molecular function: protein binding. The record is from RefSeq and is a predicted model, not a curated record. Lineage: Eukaryota; Fungi; Ascomycota; Pichiomycetes; Serinales; Debaryomycetaceae. The transcript has a single exon. Bases 1 to 1926 code for a protein of 641 amino acids.
AUGGCUAAGAAAGAUAAGAAAUCAAAAGAGGCCAAAAAGGCUCGUGCCGCUGAAAAGCAGAAGAAAAACUUGUCCAAAGCCGAAAUCAAAAACAAGAAAUUGGCAAAGAAGCAAGGCGAUGAAGAAGAAGAAGAUGAGGAUAUCGAUACGAUAUUGGCCAAUUAUGCCAAGGAACAAGAAGAAUUUACUGAAGUGAAAAUCGAAGUAUGUAAGCACCAUCCACAUAGGAGAUUAAAUCCUACUAUGGUUGCUUCUCCAUUACACAAUAAACGAGAAAUCAUUCUAUUUGGUGGUGAAUCAAGUGAUGGGAAAACAUCUCAUUUCCACAACGAUUUGUUUACGUACUCAAUCGAUAAUGAUACCUGGAGGAAAUACACUUCCAAGAAUGCUCCAUUACCUCGAUCGUCACAUGCUAUGUGUGCCCAUCCAUCAGGGAUUAUUCUAAUGUUUGGUGGUGAAUUUUCGUCGCCCAAACAAUCAACGUUUUAUCAUUAUGGAGAUACUUGGAUCUUGGAUGCCGAUACGAAAGAAUGGCAAAAAGUCGAUACAAAAAGAGCACCAUCUGCUCGAUCAGGACAUCGAUUAGCCGUUUGGAAGAAUUUUAUCAUUCUUCAUGGUGGAUUCCGUGAUUUGGGUACCAUGACAACAUACCUAAAUGAUGUUUGGGUGUUUGAUGUUACUGAAUUCAAAUGGCAACAAGUUGAGUUUCCACCGAAUCAUCCAAUUCCCGAUGCCAGAUCGGGCCACUCGUUCAUCCCAUGUGCUGAUGGUGCUGUAUUAUAUGGUGGGUACACUAAAGUCAAAGCUGGUAAAGGUUUGCAAAAGGGUAAAGUUUUAAGUGAUUGUUGGAUUUUGAAAAUGAAGAGUGAUCCAAAGGGAAUAAGAUUUGAACGGAGGAAAAGGCAAGGGGUUUUACCUCUGCCUCGUGUUGGUUGUUCAUUAGUUUAUCACAAGAAUAGAGGUAUCUUAUUUGGUGGUGUCUAUGAUUUUGAUGAGAGUGAAGAGCAAUUGGAGUCAGAAUUUUACAAUCAAUUGUACAGUUAUCAAAUUGAUAGUAACAGGUGGUACAAUUUAAGUUUGAGACCACAGAGGAAAAAGAAGGAGACAGUGAAGGAAAAGUCAAGAGAUGAGGAUCUAGAAGAUAUUUUGAAUUCCAUCUUGGCUAAAUCCAACUUGAAUGAUGAUGAUGAGGACGAAGACAAUGUAGCCGCGUUGGACAAGAUGAAGGAUGCAGAAGAGAAAAAACAAGAAGCAGAGGAGGAGGAGAAGGAGAAAAAGGAUGUAGUUGAGUACCCAAUCAUGAACCAAUUACCACAUCCACGUUUCAAUGCCACCACAUGUGUCGUUGAUGAUGUUUUCUACAUAUUUGGUGGUGUUUUUGAACGUGGAGAACAAGAGUUUAGUCUUGAUUCUUUUUAUGCCAUUGAUUUGGGCAAAUUGGAUGGAGUUAAGGUGUUUUGGGAAGAUUUAUCAGAGCUAGAGAAGGCAGCCGAGGAAUCGGAAGAUGGGGAUGAAGAAGAAGAUGAUUUUGACGAUGAAGAUGAGGUGAUGGAUGAAGGUGAGCGCGACAAUGAAGAAGAAGAGGAGGCGAUGGAUGCCGAAGAGAAUGAGGAUGAAGACGAGUCAUCUUCAGAAGAAGAGGAGGAAGAAUUCCCAGAUCCAAGACCAUGGUUACCUCACCCCAAACCAUUCGAAUCGCUACGCGCAUUCUAUGUUAGAUCUGGAGCUGCAUUUUUGGAAUGGUCCAUCUCCAGUCAUCGAGAAGCACGUGGAAAGUAUUUGAAAAAGAUUGCAUUUGAGUUAUGUGAAGAUAGGUAUUGGGAAAGAAGACAAUCGGUAUCUGUUGCCGAGGAUAAUUUAGAAGAGAUGGGUGGUGUUGGUGAAGUGGUUGAAAAGGAUACUUCAAAGACAACAAAGAGAAGGUAA